Molecule: messenger RNA, 2039 nt
Organism: Oryza sativa Japonica Group (Japanese rice)
Lineage: Eukaryota; Viridiplantae; Streptophyta; Magnoliopsida; Poales; Poaceae
Product: ent-cassadiene hydroxylase-like
Molecular function (GO): heme binding; oxidoreductase activity, acting on paired donors, with incorporation or reduction of molecular oxygen; iron ion binding
Source: RefSeq, a predicted model, not a curated record
CCAGCUGCUCGAUUUCGCACGUACUGUGUCAUGGACGACAAGCUGCUGCAGCUGCUGCUGCUGGCUCUGGCCGUGUCCGUCGUCUCCAUCGUGACCAUCUCCAAGCUGGUAUAUCGUGCAACCAACAAGCCGAGGCUGAACCUGCCGCCGGGGCCAUGGACGCUGCCGGUGAUCGGCAGCCUCCACCACCUCGUGAUGAGGAGCCCCAGCAUCCACCGCUCGAUGCGGGCGCUAGCCGAGAAGCACGGCCCGCUCAUGCAGGUGUGGCUCGGCGAGGUGCCCGCGGUGGUCGUGUCAUCGACGGAGGCGGCGGAGGAGGUCCUCAAGAACCAGGACGCCAGGUUCGCCGACCGGUUCAUCACCACCACGCUCGGGGCCAUCACCUUCGGCGGCGGCGACCUCGCCUUCGCCCCCUACGGCGAGCGGUGGCGCCACCUCAAGAUGCUCUGCACGCAGCAGCUGCUGACCGCCGCGCGGGUGAGGUCAUUCCGGCGGAUCCGCGAGGAGGAGGUGGCGCGCCUGGUCCGGGACCUCGCCGCGUCCGCCGCCGGCGGCGGCGAGGUCGCCGUGAACCUCAGCGAGAGGGUCGCCAGGCUCGUCAACGACAUCAUGGUGAGGUGCUGCGUCGGUGGCCGGAGCAAGCACCGCGACGAGUUCCUCGGCGCGCUCUGCACCGCCCUGAGCCAGACGUCGUGGCUCACCGUCGCCGACCUCUUCCCGUCGAGCAGGCUCGCGCGGAUGCUCGGCACGGCGCCGCGCAGGGCGCUCGCCAGCCGGAAGAAGAUGGAGCUUAUCUUGGAGCAGAUCAUACAAGAACGAGAGGAGAUGACGACGGACAGGAGCGGCGAUGGCGAGGCGGGGCCCACAAACGAGUGCUUCCUCGACGUCCUGCUCAGGCUUCAGAAGGAGGGGGACACACCAAUCCCAAUUACCAUGGAACUCAUCGUCAUGCUUUUAUUUGACAUAGUUUCGGGGGGCACAGAGACAUCAACUAUCGUACUAAAUUGGACUAUGGCAGAACUCAUUCGUACACCAAGAGUAAUGACUAAGGCACAUGCUGAGGUGCGGCAAACUUUCCAAGCAAAAAGCACCAUCACAGAGGAUGAUGAUAUUAGUGGGUUAACCUAUCUCAAGAUGGUGAUUAAGGAGUCAUUGAGGAUGCACUGCCCGGUGCCCCUUUUAGGCCCUCGUCGAUGUCGUGAGACAUGCAAGGUAAUGGGCUAUGACAUAUUGAAGGACACAACUGUAUUUGUGAACGCAUGGGCAAUGUGCAGGAGCUCAAUAUACUGGAAUGAUGCCGAGGAGUUUAAGCCUGAGAGGUUUGAAAACAAAUGCAUAGACUAUAAAGGGAGCAAUUUUGAAUUCAUUCCAUUUGGAUCUGGCCGUAGAAUGUGUGCAGGCAUGAAUCUUGGCAUGGCAGAUGUAGAGUUUCCCUUGGCAAGCCUUCUUUACCAUUUCGAUUGGAAGUUGCCCGAUGGAAUGUCUCCUGAAGAUAUUGACAUGCAGGAGGCACCUGGACUAUUUGGAGGUAGACGCACUAGCCUAAUUCUAUGCCCUAUUACGCGUGUUGCUCCAAGCGACCUACAAGUGAUAGUAUAAUAGAUUACGCAUCCUUUGUGAUACCUAAUAGAUCAUGAACAUUUCGUGGUACAAUCAAGUUGCAUAUCAAAUAAGGGGAAGUGUAUCCUCUGUUGAGUCACUGUCUUACUCUGCCGACAUGUCAUUGGCACAAUUGCAAACUGCACUAAGUAUUCAGGAAGCCUCAUCCCAAAUAUAGGUGUCCCAUGUUAUCAAAUUAGGUGUUAUGAAAGAUGGGUCUCCAUAAUUUGGUUUCCAUGUAUCAUGAAUGUUUCGUGGUAUAAUCAGAUCGAAUAUCAAAUAAAGUGUUAUGAAAGAUGGGACUGCAUAAUUUGGUUCUCACGUUAACAAGGCCAAUCAGGAAAGAUAACUUAUUACGGUGGUGUUCUUUUCUCUUGAAAAUGAAGAUUAAGUUUUUUACGCAAAAUAAGGUGAUAUUAACGUAUAAUUGAUUGAGUUUU